AUGGCUGGGGUUUUAGAAAACGCAAGGAAAGAAAUUAAACGUCUUUCUAUCGAUGAUCAAAAAGAAGGACUGUAUGGACAAAUUUAUUCAGUUUCCGGUCCUGUUGUCGUUGCCGAAAACAUGAUUGGUUGUGCGAUGUAUGAGUUAGUGAAAGUUGGUCAUGAUAAUUUAGUUGGAGAAGUUAUUAGAAUUAAUGGAGAUAAAGCAACUAUUCAAGUUUAUGAAGAAACUGCAGGUGUUACUGUUGGAGAUCCUGUUUUAAGAACAGGUGCACCUUUGUCAGCAGAAUUGGGACCUGGUUUGUUGGAUACAAUUUAUGAUGGUAUUCAAAGACCUUUAAAAUCUAUUAAAGAUGAAACUAAUUCUAUUUAUAUCCCAAGAGGUAUUGAUGUUCCUGCUUUAUCAAGAACUGCAAAAUAUGAUUUUAAACCAGAACAAUUGAAAGUUGGAGAUCAUAUCACUGGAGGUGAUAUUUUUGGCUCAGUUUUCGAAAAUUCGUUAUUAGAUGACCAUAAGAUCUUAUUGCCACCAAGAGCAAGAGGUACUAUAACAUCAAUUGCAGAAGUAGGAUCAUAUAAUGUGGAAGACACGGUGUUGGAGUUAGAAUUUGAUGGUAAAAAACAUAAAUAUUCAAUGAUGCAUACUUGGCCAGUAAGAGUCCCUAGACCAGUUGCUGAGAAGUUAACUGCUGAUUAUCCUUUAUUAACAGGUCAAAGAGUGUUAGAUUCCUUGUUUCCUUGUGUUCAAGGUGGUACAACUUGUAUUCCAGGUGCUUUUGGUUGUGGAAAAACCGUAAUUUCACAAUCUUUAUCGAAGUUCUCCAACUCAGACGUCAUUAUCUACGUGGGCUGCGGAGAACGAGGCAACGAAAUGGCAGAGGUGUUGAUGGAGUUUCCUGAGCUAUACACUGAAAUUGACGGUCGAAAAGAGCCUAUUAUGAAAAGAACAACUUUAGUUGCAAAUACAUCAAAUAUGCCGGUCGCAGCAAGAGAAGCAUCAAUUUAUACAGGUAUUACAUUAGCAGAAUACUUCAGAGAUCAAGGUAAAAACGUUUCUAUGAUUGCUGAUUCAUCAUCUCGUUGGGCAGAGGCCUUGAGAGAAAUUUCAGGUAGAUUAGGAGAAAUGCCUGCAGAUCAAGGUUUCCCUGCUUAUUUAGGUGCUAAAUUAGCUUCAUUCUAUGAAAGAGCAGGUAAAGCAACAGCAUUAGGGUCACCUGAUAGAAUAGGUUCUGUAUCUAUCGUUGCAGCUGUGUCACCAGCAGGUGGUGAUUUUUCAGAUCCGGUUACUACAUCUACUUUAGGUAUUACACAAGUAUUUUGGGGUUUAGAUAAAAAGUUAGCACAAAGAAAACAUUUCCCAUCAAUUAAUACAGCAGUUUCAUAUUCAAAAUAUACUAAUGUUUUAAAUAAAUAUUAUGAUGAAAAUUAUCCAGAUUUCCCACAAUUAAGAAAUAAAAUAAAAGAAAUUUUAUCAAAUGCUGAAGAAUUGGAACAAGUUGUUCAAUUAGUUGGUAAAUCUGCUUUGAGUGAUUCAGAUAAAAUUACUUUAGAUGUUUCAGCAUUGAUAAAAGAAGACUUUUUACAACAAAAUGGUUAUUCCACUUAUGAUCAAUUCUGCCCCAUAUGGAAGACUUAUGAUAUGAUGAAGGCUUUUAUUGGUUAUUAUGAUGAAGCUCAAAAAGCCGUUGCUAAUGGAGCUCAAUGGUCAAAAUUAAGUGAACAAACUGGUGAUGUUAAACAUGCUGUUUCUUCAGCUAAAUUUUUUGAACCAUCAAAUGGUGAAAAAGAAGGUGAAAAAGAGUAUGGAGAAUUAUUAACUAAAAUAUCGGAAAGAUUCGCUGAAGCCUCAGAAUAA
Lodderomyces pseudojiufengensis is the source of this 1854-nucleotide messenger RNA. RefSeq names its product H(+)-transporting V1 sector ATPase subunit A (gene TFP1). Gene Ontology annotation, molecular function: proton-transporting ATPase activity, rotational mechanism; ATP binding; ATP hydrolysis activity. The transcript is spliced from 2 exons. The record is from RefSeq and is a predicted model, not a curated record. Lineage: Eukaryota; Fungi; Ascomycota; Pichiomycetes; Serinales; Debaryomycetaceae. Bases 1 to 1854 code for a protein of 617 amino acids. Gene Ontology annotation, biological process: ATP metabolic process; proton transmembrane transport. Gene Ontology annotation, cellular component: proton-transporting V-type ATPase, V1 domain; fungal-type vacuole membrane.